Molecule: messenger RNA, 2406 nt
Organism: Coffea eugenioides
Lineage: Eukaryota; Viridiplantae; Streptophyta; Magnoliopsida; Gentianales; Rubiaceae
Product: putative late blight resistance protein homolog R1B-12
Exons: 2
Coding region: 1-2406 (801 amino acids)
Biological process (GO): defense response to other organism
Molecular function (GO): ADP binding
Source: RefSeq, a predicted model, not a curated record
AUGCCGAAACCGAUGUGGAACGUUCCGGGCCGCGACCGUGACCGCGACCACGACUUUGAACCAUGCAUACAAGCCAAGGAUAUGGAUAUCGUGUGUUCUGAGUUAUUGGAAAUAAUUAAGCUCAUCGAUGCAGUAAUCACAGAGAAGUGUCCAGAAUCAUCAUCAUUCACUUUUCCUACGACCAAUGGACUGGGCUUUGUUGAUUCCCUUCUAGAAAAGAUGAUGGAUGUGACAAGUUCUGAGGCUGGCUCGAUUGCUUUGAUCGAUCAUCCAAUUCAAAAAGUCCAGGAACAGCUUGUCUGUUUACGUUCUUUGCUGUGGAAAAUUGUGGAGCUGCAAAAUGAAGAUGAGGAGGUCCAGGCAAUUUGGAAUCGUCUUGUUGGGGUGGCAUACAGGACAGAGUUUCUUAUUGACUCCUUAAUAACUGGAAAUAUCUUAGAUUCUUCUUCAAUGUCCAUUCAUUCCAUUUUAGAAGAAAUGAACAUCAUUAAAGCUGCGGCCUUGAAGAUUGGUGAUAGCGAAAGACUUGGUGGAAAAGUUAAGGAAGUAACGAAGAGAUUCAAUCACAUGCCACAAGAAGGAAGUAAGCCAAUAGUCAAUGAUGUGGUGGUGGGAUUCGAGGAUGAGACGGCAUCGAUAAUCAAUGGACUCAGAAAUGGAUCACGCCAAGUGACAAUUGUUUCCAUUGUGGGUAUGCCGGGAUGCGGUAAGACAACUUUGGCUAGAAAAGUGUACAAUGAUUCUUCAGUGAAGUCCCAUUUUUAUGAGCGUGCUUGGUGUACUAUUUCUCAAAUAUAUCAAAAGAGAAAUCUGUUGCUUCAAAUUUUGACUUGUAUUGAGUCCAAGCUUCCUGAGGAUGUUUUUAAGAUGGGUGAAGAAGAUCUGGCUCUUCAAGUCAAAAGACGUUUGUUGAAAAACAGAUAUCUCAUUGUUUUGGAUGAUGUAUGGGACAUUGAUGCAUGGAACGGAUUGGAAGCCUCAUUCCCUGAUGAUGGAAAUGGAAGUAGAGUUAUCUUGACAAGUCGGCUCCGUGGUGUUGCUCCGCAAGACAAACUCGACCAUGAACCAUAUUCUCUUCGUCAACUCACUCCUAAUGAGAGCUGGGAUUUGCUAAAAGGGAAGUUAUAUCCUGGACAAGAUUUGGCUCCUCCAGAACUAUGUGAAAUUCGACAGCAAGUCGUGGAAAUGUGUCAAGGACUACCUCUUACGGUUGUCAUUCUUGCCGGAAUUCUCUCAAGGAUGGACCGAUAUGGUUGGAAAGAAGCUGUGGAAGGUUUAAGUUCAAGGAAUGUUUCUAGUACGGAACAAUGUACCGCUACAUUAGAGCUGAGUUACAAACAUUUACCUGAUACUUUGAAGGCAUGUUUUCUUUAUUUUGGAGCCUUUCCAGAAGACCAUGAACACAAUACCAAGAGGUUGAUUUCUCUAUGGGUCGCUGAAGGACUUGUUCAAAAAACUCAGCUCAAGAGAUCAGAGGAUGUGGCAAAUGAUUACCUGAUGGAACUUAUUAGCAGAAGCUUAGUCAUAGUUUCGAAACCAAGAUCCAUUGAUGGGGUCAAAGCUUGUCGCAUUCACGAUUUGUUAUAUGAGUUUUGUGUGACAAAAGCCAAAGAAGAAAAGCUUUUGCAGCGGGUACGUAGGUAUGAUGACUUAUCUGCUUUCACUGUGCCAUGCUACCUACGCCGCUUAUGCAUUAUUGAUUCUAAUCCUGAGCACUUUGACAACUUGAGCGACAAUCUUGACAAUUCGUCACAGUUGCGUGACUUAGAUUUCUUGUCCUGUUUGUCUCUCGAUCCUGAGGAAAACAUCAGCAAACUGUUGAGAAAGUUUCCAAAUAUCCGCAAGCUGAGAUGCUCUGUCAAUCUCGAGCCAGAUGUUGAAUAUCAUGUAGCAAUGGAUUGUCUAAGUCAGUUGGAAUCACUCAGUCUGAGUCGCGUCCUAUACGGUUAUCAGCAAUUUCAUAUAGAUUUCCAAUUUCCUUUGAGCAUUAAAAGGUUGACCCUGACUUAUUUUGGCAUGCCGUGGAGGAAAAUGGCAGCAAUUGGAAAUCUGCCAAAUCUUGAGGUGCUCAAAUUACUCCGCCGAUCAUUUGAGGGGGAAAUAUGGGAAAUGGAAGUAGAGAAGUUCCCUAAUGUUCGCUUCCUGAAAUUAGCUUCCUUGAACAUUGUGAAGUGGACAGCCUCCUCCGAGUAUGAGUACGAGGACCAGGACUAUUUUCCUCGUCUCCAGAAGUUAGUGUUGGAAAGCUGUGAUGCAUUGCAGGAGAUCCCUUCUUGUUUGGGAAAUAGUUCAACUCUUGAAAUAAUUGAGGUGUCAAAAUGUCCCAGCUGUACCAGUUCAUUGGAGGAAAUUCAGGAAGAGCAAAGAAGCAAUGGAUAUACCGAUCUGAAGAUCCUUACCUCAUAA